AGACUCAGCACAGAGAGGCAGCACGGAGAUUAGCAACUCGUCUCUCCCCAUUCCAGUUGUUGUGUGUGUGUGUUGACUAUGAAAGCCAUCAGUCCCGUCCGCUCAGCGAGGAGCUGCUUCCAGGCCGUGUGCUGCAUCUCGGAGGCGAGCCUCGCCAUCAGCCGGAAUAACAACAAGCACGCGUGCGCGGACGAGCCGGCGGCGGGCGCCCUGUGCGACAUGAACGACUGCUACUCCAAGCUGAAGUCCCUGGUGCCCAGCAUCCCGCAGAACCAGUCCGUGAGCCAGGUGGAGAUCCUGCAGCACGUCAUCGACUACAUCUUCGACCUGCAGAUCGCGCUGGAGGCGGAGGAGGCGGCCGCCGCGCCGGAGAUGGUGCUGUCGAUACAGACUGCUGAUCUUACGCACAAAUUCUCCAAAGACGAAGGACGGUUGUGCCACUAGGACGAGGAGGACCAAUAAUGGUGCAGGGAAACACAUGUCUCCACUUCAGUCCCGGGCAAGAGGACAAGAGGGGCAGAGAGAGAGGGAGAGAGAGAGGGUGGGAUAGGUAUUUGGGAGAGAAGGAGAAGAAGAAGGAGGGAGGGAGGGAGGGAGGGAGGGGGGCCCGAGUUGAAGAAAGAAAAGACAAGAAAAGAAGUGGACUGUUUCCUCGAUGAGUGGGAAUCGACAGUAGUGCAUGAGCAAGAAAACAGAGCUUCAUUCUUUGCUCUCUCUCUCCCCCCCCCCACCCUCCUCCCCCCCUUCCAUCGGACAGACAAAUCAACACACCAAAGCAGAAGCCAGGAUUGGAAAGUAAAAGCUUUGCCCAACUUUGAACGAACCUGGGAUUCCCUGUAGAUAGACAUAGAAAAAACCUUGGUACAUUGCCCUUUCGUUUUCCAUUUUUUCUUAUUGUGUUGCAUUCCAAACUUUUUUUUUUCCAAUUUUAUUUUUCGGCCCAAAUUCAAACCCAACCUGAACCCGUCAUCGUCUCACAUCAUUUCCCCUCUGUUGCCCCCCCCCCACCCGCACCACCUCCUCUGUUUUUUCUUAUGAUGUGUUACAGCUUCAUACGAAUGUGUACAUAUCUGCUGUGGGUGUGUAAGAGGUGCGAGUCAGUUUGUAUAAUCAGAACUCUAUACUAGAGUCAAUUGUAAAUGUUUGUAGGGAUUGUGUUAUUUCUACGGACAACGUGAUGCGAGUUUCAUAAACUCUUUAUUAUAAAAGUUUUGCUUUGUAUGUAUGUUCUUAUGUAAUGAAAUAAAAAGAAAACAUGUGAAACAUUGA
Molecule: messenger RNA, 1269 nt
Organism: Limanda limanda (common dab)
Lineage: Eukaryota; Metazoa; Chordata; Actinopteri; Pleuronectiformes; Pleuronectidae
Gene: id3
Product: inhibitor of DNA binding 3
Exons: 3
Coding region: 79-444 (121 amino acids)
Biological process (GO): negative regulation of transcription by RNA polymerase II; cell differentiation; circadian regulation of gene expression
Cellular component (GO): nucleus; cytoplasm
Molecular function (GO): protein dimerization activity; transcription regulator activity
Source: RefSeq, a predicted model, not a curated record